UGAAUACACUUGAGGGACAACUUUGGUACUUAAAUACUCAUAUCUGAAGACAAGGGUACUUUUUUCCCUGGGGUUCUUUGGUUAGAUUUGAUAAAUGAAUUGAAAAAAAAGGAAAAGAAGGUUUCCUUUCCUUCCCUUUCCUCCCAAAGCAAACCUUUUAAAAAAAGGCCCAACGAGAAAAAAACCUGACUUAGCUCUGAAAGAUUAUUUUUCCUUUUAUCUUUUAUUUUUGUGGUAACAUUCUUCUCUUGAUAUUUUCUAUAGUCCCUUUGAAGUUGAGGUGAUAUAUAUUAGCAAUGGAGAAAAAAGAUGAUGAAUUGAAGAAGACUCAAGUAGUGGAAGCCCGAGCAAGAAACAUUAGUCACAAUGUUUGCUGUACAGAGUGUGGAAGUCAAUCCAUCGAAGAUUCACAGGCAGAUAUUGCAAUUCACCUCAGAAAGUUGAUUUGUGAUGAAAUUCAAGCUGGAAAGACUGACAAAGAGAUUUAUAAAAAGCUUGAAGAGGAUUUUGGGGAGACGGUACUUUAUGCCCCAAAGUUUGAUAUGCAAACAGCAGCUUUGUGGCUAUCACCGACAUCCUCACACCACCUCCUCCACAAGGUAUCACUCCUUCCUCUUGGUGGAAAAGGUGGCGAAGUCAGUGAUAUUACCUGAUAACUGUAUCUCCAUCUGAAUAGGCAAGCAACAUUGCAUCUGGCACUGAAGUACAACCAUGUCUAACUUGUAGUGACAAGAAUCUGCUCAUUUAUAUCAGUAGAUGCUCCAUUCAAAUAAUUUUGAUUGUUCAAU
Molecule: messenger RNA, 788 nt
Organism: Rubroshorea leprosula
Lineage: Eukaryota; Viridiplantae; Streptophyta; Magnoliopsida; Malvales; Dipterocarpaceae
Source: the annotation of a GenBank genome assembly